AUGGACGCGUCGACGCAAAUGAGGUACCCGGGUGUUAAGAGGAAAAAGACACAGAGCACGGAUACGCAGACUGAUCUCCCGAAGCAUAAGGCAGCACAGGUGUCCCUGUGGCAGCUCGUCACUGGAGACAUAACGCCACGACAGAGAGCCGAUGCGGAAAGGACACGGCGAUUCAUUGAAAUCUCAAAAGUAAGGCUAAUAAAGAAAGUAGGGGGAAAGGAACAGCAGGCCCAGGAGGCAGAGGAAGGCAAUAAGGAAGAAGAGAGGCGAGUAACGUCAGAGAAGGGCAAGAGAGAAGAAAAAGAUUAUAAGAAGAAAGAACAAAGAGAAGAACCGACGAAACUAGAAGGAAAAAAGGGACCACGUAUCCAGUUACGAAGUCUAAAAACGCUGGAGGGCCAAAAUUGGCUUGACGACGAAGUCAUUAAUGAGUAUAUGGCCCUGAUCGCCGAUCGUGAGAGUAAAAAAGGAAAGCGAAUUGAAAGGGUGCAUUGUAUGAAUUCCUUCUUUUACACCCGUCUUCAAAGUGGGGGGUAUCAAGCGGUCAAACGAUGGACGAAAAAGAACAAUCUCUUGUCAUUCGCAAAAGUACUCGUACCUGUUCAUCUUCGGAAUCAUUGGUGCCUAGCAGUAAUAAACGUAAUGAACAAAACGCUAAGCUACUACGAUAGUUUGGGUGGACAAGACGAGGGUUGUCUGACUACCCUCUGUAAAUACCUUGUAGAGGAGGCAAAAGAGCACGAACGGUACUUCAACGCCGAAGAAUGGGCAUUAAUAACCAAAAAGAAGAUUCCCCGUCAAAGCAACAAUCAUGAUUGUGGGGUCUUCGUGUGUUUAUUCGCAGAAAAUGAGGCGGCUGGACGUGCGUUGAAUUUUACACAAGGGGAUAUAAAAAAAAAUAGGAAAAGAAUCGCCGAAGCAAUCAUGAACGGGAAAUUGGAGUAG
This is a messenger RNA of Venturia canescens, 945 nucleotides long. RefSeq names its product sentrin-specific protease 1-like. Gene Ontology annotation, biological process: proteolysis; protein desumoylation. The transcript is spliced from 2 exons. Gene Ontology annotation, molecular function: deSUMOylase activity. Gene Ontology annotation, cellular component: nucleus. The record is from RefSeq and is a predicted model, not a curated record. The coding region runs from base 1 to 945 and encodes 314 amino acids. Lineage: Eukaryota; Metazoa; Arthropoda; Insecta; Hymenoptera; Ichneumonidae.